AUGUAUCGGACUGUGAAGACAACUGAUCGACCGGCCACCUCUUCUGACCAAACUAAACCCGUAGAGAUUUCUGAUGACAACUUGCUCAAUAUCCGUGGUUCAGAAGCCUCAAUUCAGCACGGAAGAUCGGGUGGUAGUAAUAGCACUAAUCAUUCUGGCCUAUGGAGCAAUACUUCAAGCAGGGGAGGCUGGUUCCUUGACAAACCAAAGUAUUCAGCCACUGGGGGCAUAAAAUCUUUCGAGGACAUACAAUCCAAAAGCUUCGAGAUUGUAUCGGAUUUAAACUCAUCAUGCCUCUCAGAUAUGAGCACAAAGAAGCCCAAUCUCGAGUUCACCUUGGGAAGGCCGCAUUGAAUCUUUGGCUUCUCAUCUGCAUCAUAUGAUCAACUAGGUGGAGAAAUCAGGUGCCUAAAAGAGCUAGAAUCGCAAAACAAAAGAGAGAGAGAGAGAGACAAAUUAAAGGAGACCAUUGAGGCAGAAAGCAGAAAAAAGGAGACAUGAGUUUGAGAGGAGUAAGUAAAAGCAUGUGCAACCUGAGAGAUCCCAAAGUCUAUGAUCUCUGCCUAAAUAUGAAACUGGUUCAUAUUGUUUCAAGAUGCUAAGAGUGAGAAGAGAGGGUCUCCUUUUACUAUCAUAAAGGCAUAAAGCACUGAAGGGGAUGGGGCUCCUUCGCUCUCUUGCAUGUGCACGUGCUUUGCUUUGUAGUUUCCCAACAAAGAGAAAGACACUAAUCAGUAGAAUAUUAUAUAAUAUAAUCAAACUCAAAUGCGAAUUUCUAUAGCUUAUCCAAUCUCGAGUUCUUUUCAGAUCUUAAAUCGGUGCGGUGAUAAAUUAGUAACCAUCAGGACUUUUGGCUUAGCUUGGUAUGAGGAAGCAAAACAUAAAAUCUUUGUGUGUACCUUCAUUACUGAGCUAAUGUUUGUAUACGUGUGGGCAUGAGCACAUGUGUACAUGCGUGUGGCCUUAAUUUGUUAAUGUGAUUUGAAUUUUGGAUAUAUUUUAUGGAUUUAAACUAUGAUUCGAU
Molecule: messenger RNA, 1024 nt
Organism: Elaeis guineensis (African oil palm)
Lineage: Eukaryota; Viridiplantae; Streptophyta; Magnoliopsida; Arecales; Arecaceae
Source: RefSeq, a predicted model, not a curated record